Molecule: messenger RNA, 738 nt
Organism: Neltuma alba
Lineage: Eukaryota; Viridiplantae; Streptophyta; Magnoliopsida; Fabales; Fabaceae
Product: ankyrin repeat-containing protein BDA1-like
Exons: 2
Coding region: 1-738 (245 amino acids)
Cellular component (GO): plasma membrane
Molecular function (GO): protein binding
Source: RefSeq, a predicted model, not a curated record
AUGGAAAUAGCAAUAGUUGGUAACAGUGAAGAAAAGAGAAUGAGGGAUGUAUACGAUGCAUCACAAAAUGGCUCUGAGUCAACUUUGAAAACACUACUCCAGCAAGACUCAUUGAUCUUGCACAGACUAUCCUCACGAAGAACCCUCCUUGAAACUCCCUUGCACAUAUCGGCUUUACUCGGCCACCUUGAAUGUACCAGAACCCUUCUUGCUCACUGUUCCCAACUCGCCCUUGAGUUGGACUCAUUUCAAAGCACACCUCUUCACUUGGCUUCUCCACAGGGCCACAUCCACAUUGUGAGCGAACUGUUGCUAGCUCGUGGAGAGGCAUGCUUGGUUCGUGACCAAGAACACAGAAUCCCUCUGCACUGUGCUGUUAUAAGAGGAAGAAGAGAGGUUGUGUUGGAGCUGAUUAGAGCAAAGCCAGAGUCUUUGAGGUUGCAUGAUGACAAAGGGAAAAAUAUUUUCCACUUAUGUGUGAUGCACAACCACUUGGAGAUCCUUGAAGAUUUGGUGGCUUUGGAUACUCAUGACACCAAUAAGCUGCUCACUGAGGGAGACUCGGAUGGCAACAACAUCCAUUUUUCAUUUGGCUAUCGUGUUGAAGCAAGUUCAGACUGUGAGUUACCUUAUUUCAAUUCCAAAGAUAAGAUUAGAAGCAUCGAACUUAAAGAACGACAUGGUUUAUACUGCUGCCGAUAUUGUUCAUCGAAUUCCCAGAGACUCCAAGAGCUUUGA